GACCCUCCGAUAUGUUCCCAAAAGCUCCCAAGACAAAAUUAUCUCUGAUGAAGAUGUCUUUGAAACACUACUGAAAAUAUUUAAAGCUCUGUUCAUAAAUGACUUCAGUAGACAAGCACAUAUUUUGGCCUUACUUCCAGAAAUCAAAUGUAAAUAUUUGGAAUUGCUGACUGUUGAGCAGAAGCCGUCAGAAGAAGAUUUAUGUAACCGUGAAAGUCAGCAUGUAUUUACUCCCGAGGAAGUUCUCUUUAAUACACUGGGGUUCACUAUUACUCGAGACCGAAGUUCCCUGGUGUCUGCUGGAACUGGAGUAUUUGUUACCAAAGGUUUUGUACCGAAAGGGACAGUUGUAUCUAUGUAUCCUGGUACAAUAUACAGAAAGCAUGAGCCCAUCUUUUUCCAGUCCCUUGGCAAUCCCUUUAUUUUUAGGUGCAUAGAUGGUGUCCUUAUUGAUGGGAACGAUAAAGGACUAUCAAGAUCUGUGUACAGGUCUUGCAGCCGGAGAGAUCAACUUGGCCCAUUUCAAAUGAGUGAUGAGAGCUGGCUCACAGCUGCCCUGCAAAACCCACUGGCAGUGGGACAGUACGUCAACAACUGUUCAUAUGAAAAAGCAGCCAAUGUGUGUUAUCAGGAGUUUGAUGUGCCGGGAUCUUUUCCAGUAGAACUGAAACAGUAUCUUCCAAACAUCGUCUACAGCCAUGACAUAGAGAGCCACCUGAGGUGUGUCGUGCUUGUCACUCUCAGAGACAUCAAGCAAGGAGAAGAACUUUUUUCUAAUUACUACACUGUUGUCAACUGA
Pterocles gutturalis (yellow-throated sandgrouse) is the source of this 799-nucleotide messenger RNA. RefSeq names its product SET domain containing 9 (gene SETD9). The annotation marks the transcript as partial. The transcript is spliced from 5 exons. The record is from RefSeq and is a predicted model, not a curated record. Lineage: Eukaryota; Metazoa; Chordata; Aves; Pterocliformes; Pteroclidae. Gene Ontology annotation, molecular function: protein binding.